Lodderomyces jiufengensis is the source of this 585-nucleotide messenger RNA. RefSeq lists its product as uncharacterized. The record is from RefSeq and is a predicted model, not a curated record. Bases 1 to 585 code for a protein of 194 amino acids. Gene Ontology annotation, biological process: intracellular protein transport; endoplasmic reticulum to Golgi vesicle-mediated transport. Gene Ontology annotation, cellular component: endoplasmic reticulum; endoplasmic reticulum membrane. The transcript has a single exon. Lineage: Eukaryota; Fungi; Ascomycota; Pichiomycetes; Serinales; Debaryomycetaceae.
AUGUCAUUACAAUUAUCAAUAGUAUUUGGAGUAAUGACAUUUCAAAUGUUUACAUUAUUAAUAUUAGUAAUUCCAAUGCCAUAUAUAAUGAGAUCCAAAAUAAUAGAUUUAUAUAAUAAAUUAACAAAUUUACAAAAUUUUAAAAUUUUUUUAUUAUUUAGUAUAAGUUUAAUGUCAUUACAAUUAAUAGAUUGUUUACAAAGAUUACAAAAAUAUCGUAAAGAUGAUAAUAAUUUAGCUGGAAAUUUUGUAAAUUAUGAUAGAUUAGCUUCAAAAUUUUAUUCUCAAAGAAAUUUAUAUUUAAGUGGUUCAAUUUUAUAUUUAACUUUAUGUAUUUUCACUGUUGUUACAAUAGUUAAAAAAUUAGUAUUAAAAGAAAAAAUUUAUAGAGAAGCUGUUUUACAAAAGGGUAAAAAAUUGGAAUUGAAUAAAGUUGAUGAAGUUGAAUUAUCUAAAAUUGAAGAAUUGAAAAAGAAAAUUGCUUUAAAAGAUAAAGAUAUUUUAAACUUAAAAAAUCAAAUUAAAAAUAAUCAAAGUGCUUAUGAUAAAUUAAAUGGUGAUAUUAAAAGAUCAAAAGAUGAUUAA